AUGAUUGAUCAUUUAAUAGAAGUAAAUGAUAAGCUAAUAAGAAAAGUAAAAAAAGAAGACUUAAAAAUAAUACAGAGUAGUAAUCGUUACUAUUCUCCAGAGGUUUCAGAAACAGAUGUUGAAUUAAUAGAAAGAAAUAUUGUAAUUAAAGAUCUGAAGUGGAGAUCACAAACUGUAAGUCAAAAGAAGUUGGGUAAGAAAGUAUGGAACAGAGUUUGCAUCAGAAGAAAAUCUACCAAUAAAUGCAUUAAAAUAGACAUUAGCAAUGAAACUGAGAUUGAUGAAGAGGUGAGUGAGAUUGAUGAAGAGGUAAAUGAGGUCGAUGAAGAGGUGAAUAAAGUUGAUGAAGAGGUGAAUGAAGUCGAUGAAGAGUAA
Molecule: messenger RNA, 375 nt
Organism: Racocetra fulgida
Lineage: Eukaryota; Fungi; Glomeromycota; Glomeromycetes; Diversisporales; Gigasporaceae
Source: the annotation of a GenBank genome assembly